AUGCCCAGCUUUCAAGUAGGGUGGUAUCGGUUUUUACCGUUCCUAGGUUACCACCAUGUUCUCAUGAUCCUAAUAGCAGUGACCAUAAUAUUGCUCUCCCUCCUACUCGCAGGAUGCUCCUCCUCCUCCCCCUUAAUACCCGACAUCUUCCUCAUGUCCCUCUACUACGAGCAAUACACCGCCGUCCCCGACACGGCGCAGGUCAAUUACAACGUACACAAGGCCAUCUCCAACAUCGCCGGCGACGCCCGCCUCGCCGCCCGCGUCGGCUACUUCGGCAUCUGCAUUAGCCCCGACGGCGGCAGCUGGCUGUGCUCUAACAACGCGACGGCGCUGGCCAACGAGGUGGCCGUAGACCAGGAUCCGUUGAAUCUGGUGUGGUUGGCGUCGCAGUUCAAGGAUAUGAUUGUGUUUCCCUACCUAAUCAUCAUAGCCAUCAUCUUCGCCUUCGUCUGCGUCCUCCUCCUCGCCACCUUCCCCGUGUGGCACGAAGAAGUCGACUCCGAAGGCUCCGAACGCGAAGUCAAGCCCUUCCCAUCGCGGCCCGUCAGCCAGGUCGCCUUGGCCAUCAUCUUCAUCGCCGCCGUCUUCGUCCUCGUGUCCGUGCUAUGGCAGCACACGGCGUCCGUGGCCGCCUCCAUCAUCGCCGAGGACUUCGGCAACGGCUCGGUGAAAUCGGGCGUCGGCACGAGCGCCAUGGUCAUGGGUUGGUUCAGCUUCACGCUGCUGAUUAUUGUGACGAUUGGCUUGUUGGUUAUGAUUUUGAGUAUUAGCGUUUUGACGAAAUUGGCGAGCUAA
This is a messenger RNA of Scedosporium apiospermum, 798 nucleotides long. RefSeq lists its product as uncharacterized. Gene Ontology annotation, cellular component: mating projection tip; membrane. The record is from RefSeq and is a predicted model, not a curated record. The transcript has 4 exons. The coding region runs from base 1 to 798 and encodes 265 amino acids. Gene Ontology annotation, biological process: conjugation with cellular fusion. NCBI's taxonomy places the organism in Eukaryota, Fungi, Ascomycota, Sordariomycetes, Microascales, Microascaceae.